This is a messenger RNA of Oppiella nova, 580 nucleotides long. The record is from the annotation of a GenBank genome assembly. NCBI's taxonomy places the organism in Eukaryota, Metazoa, Arthropoda, Arachnida, Sarcoptiformes, Oppiidae.
CACACUUCUAAACAAUUGAGUGAAUGUGUUGUCUGUCGUGAAGAUUGUGUUUGUGAUGAGAUUGACGUGAUUUGAAGACUUGAUUAUAAGACAAACCAAACCAUAGAUUGUGUGGUGUUUUCGUGGCAUGUAUUCACUGUAAUCUGAGAUAUGGUUUGCGAUAAGUGUCAGAAAAAAUUGGGUAAAGUGAUAACUCCGGACACCUGGAAGUCUGGCGCGAGAAACACAACGGAGAGCGGCGGCCGAGCUAUCAAUGAGAAUAAGGCGUUGACGGCGAAGAAGAGUCGCUUCACUCCCUAUCAGAAGAUGGAGACCUGCAAGAUAUGCAGACAGAAAGUCCAUCAAAUCGGCUCUCAUUACUGUCAAUGUAAGCCAUAGAUAUCAUAUAUACACCCCUUUCCCUUACCUUUCCACUCACAGUCCUCGUGCGCCUAUAGGAAAGGCAUUUGUGCCAUGUGUGGCACCAAAAUAGUGGACACCAAGAACUACGCCCAGAGCUCUGUCUAACACCACAACACCAUUGCCGCAGAUAUUUGUGUUCAUCGCCAGAAGAUUUGUUAAUUUAUUGUCUCAUUUGACC